AUGGCUGAGCCUGGUGAUGAUAACUAUAAACUUAUAAGCAUGGAGGCAAAGAAACUCAGACAUUCACAGAGCUACCAAGAAACAACUUCAGUGGGGAUUAAACAAAUGCAAAAGCGGUUUCUCCAGAAAGAUGGGAGCUGCAAUGUAUACUUCAAGCACAUCUUUGGGGAGUGGGAGAGCUAUGUGGUUGAUAUUUUCACCACAUUAGUGGACAUCAAAUGGCGCCACAUGUUUGUGAUCUUCUCAUUGUCCUACAUCCUUUCGUGGCUGUUUUUUGGUUUGGUCUUCUGGCUGAUUGCGCUCCAGCAUGGUGACUUAUCACCUGAUGAAGAAAUAACCCCUUGUGUUGAUAACGUCCAUAGUUUCACAGGGGCUUUCUUAUUCUCCCUCGAAACCCAGACGACAAUUGGCUAUGGAUCCCACUGUGUCACUGAGGAGUGCUCAGCAGCAAUCCUGACAGUUGUCCUACAGUCGGUGUUAGGCUGCAUCAUUGACACAUUCAUCAUUGGUGCUGCCUUGGCCAAAAUGGCAACUGCCCGGAAGCGAGCUCAGACCAUCCGCUUUAGCUAUUAUGCCACAGUUGGCCUGAGAGAUGGCAAACUCUGCCUGAUGUGGCGGAUAGGUGAUUUCCGGCCUAAUCAUAUGGUAGAAGGCACAGUGAGAGCCCAGCUCUUGCGCUAUGUGGAAGAUCGCGUGGGACGGAUGAUCCUCGAAUACAAGGACUUAAAACUGUUAAAUGAUCAGAUCAUCCUUGCGACUCCAGUGACCAUUGUGCAUGAAAUUAACCAGGACAGCCCAUUAUAUGAUUUGGACAGGAAAGCUCUGGCAAAAGAGAACUUUGAGAUCCUGGUUACAUUCGUAUACACUGGAGACUCGACAGGAACGUCACACCAGUCAAGAAGCUCAUAUGUUCCUCGAGAAAUCCUCUGGGGCCACAGAUUCAAUGAAAUUUUGCAAAUGAAGAAGAAGUAUUACAAAGUCAACUGCCUCCAGUUUGAAGAAACCACUGAAGUUUAUGCUCCAUAUUGUAGUGCCAAGCAUCUAGAUAGCAAGGAACAAGAAUAUACUGCUUUUGAAAAGGCAAUGGAUGGAGAACCUGGAACAUCAUCAGGAGUCCGAGUCCGGUCAUUUAGUGCUGAUGCUUUGAUCAUCCAUUCUGAGAUUUCUGAAGAGGCAGCCAAAGUCCCUAACCCAGUUAAUGCUACGGAGCUGCCCUAUGAGAGAGCUCUGGUGACUUUAAGCAGAAUCUCAAUGGAAUCCCAAAUCUAA
Messenger RNA from Varanus komodoensis (Komodo dragon), 1269 nucleotides. It is a transcript of the gene KCNJ16, whose product is annotated as potassium inwardly rectifying channel subfamily J member 16. The coding region runs from base 1 to 1269 and encodes 422 amino acids. Gene Ontology annotation, cellular component: plasma membrane. The transcript has a single exon. Gene Ontology annotation, biological process: regulation of monoatomic ion transmembrane transport; potassium ion import across plasma membrane. Lineage: Eukaryota; Metazoa; Chordata; Lepidosauria; Squamata; Varanidae. The record is from RefSeq and is a predicted model, not a curated record. Gene Ontology annotation, molecular function: inward rectifier potassium channel activity.